AUGCUUGCUUCAUCACGAAGGACAUCGCUCUCCGCGAUCGGCACCAAACCGGCAGGUAUCCAGCCUCGUAAGAUCGAGGAUUUCAAAGCCCUAAGCCAUGCAACACGUCUGAACAAGAUACCGACACCUAAAUCGCUGCUGUGCAAAGUUGAACCUUUGCAGAUUCAGGUGGAAGAUGCGCAAGAUGGCUUUGUCACCGGAUUUCUCCACCUCCCCGUCAACUUCGCUCGAAAUCGAACUACGGCCCCGAAACAGACGGCGGCGAUAUUUCUAUCCGGAGCUGGAGGAGGGGUCGUCGGUCCUAGCAGCGUCUAUCUUGGAAUCUCCGACAAACUGGCCAGUUUGGAACGAGGGAUCCCUUGUCUUCGACUGGACUACCGCUUCCCAGCGAGGAACUCGUAUUGUGCCCGAGACGUCACCGCUGCGAUGGACUUGAUGAAAGAUCUUUACGGGUUGGAACGUUUCAUCUUGGUAGGAUGGAGCUUCGGAGGUGCACCGGCCUUGACCGUCGCGGGGAAGGAUCAACGCGUUGUUGGGUGCGCAACCAUAGCAAGUCAGACUGCAGAAACGGACGGAAUUCGACAACUUUCCCCUCGGCCCUUGCUGCUGCUUCAUGGCACAGCCGAUCGAACUCUAGGUCCGAGCUGUUCCGGGAGACUGUACACCAUGUAUGGACCGGGUGGGCAGAGGACGCUCAAGCUAUUUGAUGGUGAUGAUCACGCUCUUACCCAGAACGCAGGUCAGGUUGAGAACAUGUUGUGCGACUUCAUCACCUCAUGCGCUGAUCUAAAGGUGGAUGACUCAGAGAAGGAGCUGCUUCAGACCAACUUGAUUGAAGAUGGAGAAAGGUUAGAGAAGAUGCAAAGUGCAGGAGAUCUUUCAGGAGGAGAAAACUUGCGAUGA
Eremomyces bilateralis CBS 781.70 is the source of this 903-nucleotide messenger RNA. Its product is annotated as alpha/beta-hydrolase. The transcript has a single exon. Lineage: Eukaryota; Fungi; Ascomycota; Dothideomycetes; Eremomycetales; Eremomycetaceae. The record is from RefSeq and is a predicted model, not a curated record. The coding region runs from base 1 to 903 and encodes 300 amino acids.